AUGCAUAUCGCCAUAAUCUCUAUGGUAUUGAUAUAAAUUUAUGCGUUUCAAGCCACUCUCAUUCAGCAAUACUCUAGAAUCCAUCCUUAAAACACCAAAAAGAAGUCUCCUACAAGUUCUGAUAGAAUAUCCAAGUCAUUUGAAAAAACGAAGCCAAGAGUGGAGAAACAAUAAAUUAGAUCGGAAACGAUUGAUGUGGUGAUGAGACCCACAGAUCCUGUAUUAGAGGAAGUCCAUUCUCAAAGAUAGAAAAUCAUAAAUUAGAGAGUCGUUGCUGUUAACACUUUCAAUCGAAUUCUUAAUGUCGAUCGAGUUGGACACCGAAUGCAGCGAGGAUAGCUUUUGAGAUAUUUGAGAGAAUUCUACAGUCAGAUCAUGGUGGAACAAAUAAAUAAAGUUCUUAAGGUGCCAGAUACAUUGACACUGUAGAUGUACGAAUAGCUUAUAACUGCUUUGUAACAAUUAGACAGAUAACAAUACUUGAACUUAUGUUUUUAGAUAUAUGAUUUAUCAGGAUAAGGUGUAAUUACUAGUACAAACCUGUUGUCUCUUCUUUCAGUAGAAAAAAAUACUUCAAUUAUAGAAAAUGACAUUUUGACCAUGAUUAAACUUCGAUCGAGUCUACUUAAGUCGUAAUUGGAUAAGAAUGAGUAAUCCAGACUACCCAAACUUAGAACCAUUAGCUUCCAAGGGCAAACGGAUAAUGAUCUCCCAAAUCGAGGAAGAAGAAGUAGAUCAAAAUGUUAUCCAUCCCAUUAACAGAUUGAAACUCAUUGA
This is a messenger RNA of Paramecium tetraurelia, 777 nucleotides long. RefSeq lists its product as uncharacterized. Lineage: Eukaryota; Ciliophora; Oligohymenophorea; Peniculida; Parameciidae. The record is from RefSeq and is a predicted model, not a curated record. The transcript is spliced from 2 exons.